Closterium sp. NIES-65 is the source of this 2478-nucleotide messenger RNA. The record is from the annotation of a GenBank genome assembly. Lineage: Eukaryota; Viridiplantae; Streptophyta; Zygnematophyceae; Desmidiales; Closteriaceae.
AUGUCGAAGACCAUCACGGGCAACAUCACCGGCAGCUUUGACGAAGCGUGGAAGUCGAUGAAGACAUUCGCGGAACAGGCGACGGAGUGGUUGGAGGACUUCGACAAUCCGGAGGGUCGUGUCGCGUAUGCACGGGCGUUAGCGGUCUCCGCCUUGGCCGAACACGUAGAUUCGGUGGUGGGCAAUGCAAAGAAGGGGUUGGAAGAGUACGUCUCGAACCACCUUGCCUCCGCGCAGGUCAACAUCGCCACCGCUGUGACCGCCAGGCUCGCCGUGCCGCCGCCACCACCGCCUCAUCCCACGCCGCCCGCCAUCCCGGAAGAGCUUUUGAAGUCGUUUAAGGCCGACAUCAUGAAGGCGGUGACGAAGGCCACCCAGCAGUCUUUCGUUGCUUCCGGGAUGAAGAUGAUGAUAGAGAUGAUCGGCACUGUGGCGCCAGGUCGACGUGGGUCGUUGCCUUCGGCCAAUGACGCCGAUAACGCGCAAAGGAAAACGGCCGAGAAGCAGGGCCAUAAGAGGACGGGCGACGGAGACGACAAAGAGAGCUCAAAGCGGAGCAAGGGAGCGGACGGUAGCCGCGGGUCGAAGCCUGCGCAACAGAGCAUGGUCGACCAGCUGAAGACGAAGGCGGGGUGGAAGGUGGUAAGGACGUCGCACAGCAAGGGAGGCGGAAGCGGGGGAGCAGAGGGUGGCCCUGCCGACGGGAUUGCCGCUAACGUAGCUGUUCCGACUGGCCCGCCUUUGGUCGCCGAGCAGACCCAUCCUCAGGCGAGCGGUGGGAAAGGCGUGACCGACAAGGAGGUGCCAACUGCUCAGGCGGCGAAUGAUGGCGACUCCGGAACAAAGAUGCGGCUACCAGCGCGCCUGCCGGCCAGUCAGGAACAUAGCAAAGACGUGCAGCAGCAUCCCAUGGUCGACGCCGGCCUUCCUGGAACAGCACGUCGCUCCGUCACUACGCAGGUUGCCGGCAAGUCGUCCGGUGCCCCACCUGCCGCGCCUCCGGUGGCCGCCCCACCUCCUGCGGACCGCAAGUCCGCUUUUCUUUGCGCCCAUUUAGGCGCACGCAAAGCGGCUGCUCCAUCAGUGACCCAGCCGGAACUCGGCAAAAGCGCGACGCCGACGUCGGUAAACGCGACCGCACCCACACCAGGUCCAUCUGUGGUCGAUGUGGCGGCGGAGAAGGGAGUGAGUGCAGCGCUCGCCACCGGCGGCCGCGAAGACAAGCAUGCCGACCUCGCUGUCGUCAUGGCCCAUUUUGAGGCAGCAAAGCGUCCCGAGCAUGCCCCUGUUAUGGCCAUCAUGGACACAGCGCAUGUGGUGCCGUCGGCGACCCACGGAGGGGAAGAGAAAGGGAAGAAGGCGGAAGGGGAGCAGGACAAGACGGGCGGCAAAGGUAAGCCGACGAAGAAGAAGGAGAAGGCGGAGGAGGAGGACGAGGAGGGCGGCGAGGGAGAUAAAGAGCAUGGACGCAGGGGUCAUGGCAUCCGCCGAGACAAGGCUGGCGACGGGCAAGGGUGGGUGGGCGAGAUUAAGGUGAAGGGACUGAAUCGGUACAUCGACAAGUCGAGGGAGAAGAUGGAGCUGGCCUACGAGCACGCAAUUGCGUACGUCGUCUACGACAGCUACGUGAGCAAGGUGCUCAUGAAAGAGCUCACCGUUCUGAAGCCGGGGGUGUUGGAUGAAUGGAAGGAGGUGUGGGCGGAGGUCAAGUUCCUGUUGACUGGGAUGUUCGACGACAUACUCGGCAGGUACCGUGGGUACGCAAGUUCGGGUGAUGCACUUCAUGACGUGCUCUGGCCGGCGAUCUGGUUCCCCAUCAUCGAGGACACGGAGGAAGGCAAGGAAGAGACGGUCGCUCUCAUGUCGGCAAUGGUAAAUCGCGUGUCGAUGUGCGCGGCGUAUGAGGAGGUCGCGGCCAGCGCGGCAUUUGGGAAGGUCAAUGCGAGCGUGGAGGGGAAGGCGGACAAGAAGACGGAGAUGGGGGCCCAGGCGUUAGCGGCAUCGGCAUGCGCCAUCUGGUGCUUCUUGGAGACGGGGGCGUCGGUGCUCGGUGCUGUGGGCGAAGGGAAGGCGGCGGCGAUGGUGGCAGGUGCAGGGGAGGCGAGGGCCGAGGACUUCAAGGAGGUGAUGCACGCGGUGAUCGACAUAGCACGCAGUAGGCAGGCUCUCGCGGGGGAGGCUGCACAUAACGUCACGCCAGCGCUGCAGAGCCAAGCAGUGGCCAGGACCUUCGCGAAGGGAGUUGAGGAAGUCGAGGCCGACAUGAUCGCAAGAGCGACGGUCGAGACCUUGGCGUUCUGGGGAAUGUGCCCCGUCGCCGGGCCCAAGCUCAAAGCGCAGGGCAUCGAUGUGCCGUGUGACGCGAGGAUGGAGUACGAUAUGGAUCACAGGGGAAGGAAGGGGGAGAAGGUCAAGCAGAGCAAGGGCAGCAGCAAGAGGAAGAAGGGCAAGCAGGGCAAGGGCAGUACGGAUGCGUAG